Messenger RNA from Schistosoma curassoni, 1856 nucleotides. The record is from the annotation of a GenBank genome assembly. Lineage: Eukaryota; Metazoa; Platyhelminthes; Trematoda; Strigeidida; Schistosomatidae.
CAAUUUUCACUAUUUCACCAUUUGAGAAAUAGUAGAGAAUCUCUUCAACAAGACUUGUCGACUAUUUUCUCUCUUACUGAAUGCAUUGAUAUAAAUACGAUUGGAGAGUUAUCAUAGAGAAGGAGGAGAAGAAGAAGAAGAAGAAGCAUAGAUCAUAAAUCAAUAUUUUUUAUAAUUGUGCCCAAUUGUCAGCCUACUACUUAUUUCCAUAUUCAAUCAGUUGACCAUUGAUUCUAUCUUCUAAAUUCUUGCAUCGUUUCUAUGAGUAAAUGAUCACUUUAACCAUUUCAUUUGUUUCAGUAUGUUAUCAAAUAAACUGGCCAUUAUAACACACUGUUCUUUAACUUUUCCAGAUCUCUUAUUGUAUUAUUAAUUAAAAUACCAGAAUUAUCCAAAACUAUUGCAAAACGUUAUCAUGGUAUAUAAUUGUUAAUAAUGAAAUGGUUGAAUCAAGUUACUAAUAAAUCAAAUGGAUUGGUUAGUAAAAAUAUCAGCAUGGAAACUACACAAACAAUACUGGAUAAGAAUGCAGCUUAUAGACAAUCGUUAAAACAACAAAUUAAUCUAAUCAAUGAAUCGCAAAUUCCUACAACGAAAGAAGAAAAGCCAGAAAUGAUAAUCAAUAGAAAGAAAACACUUGAAAAUAAGAAUAUGAAUGUAAAACAAGCAGCGAUUAUUAUCCAGUCAAAUUGGAGAGGUUACUCUGAUAGAAUGAAAAUAAAACGUAUGAAUGAAAGCAUUGGAAUUUUACAGCGACAUUUUAGAGAACGUCAAUUGAAAAAAUUAGAAAAUGAGCAACAAAUUCAACUUGAAAAAGAAUCUCAGAUUAUGAUCACAAAAAAUCGUCAUAAACGUUAUCGUGAGAAGUUAGAAACAGAAAUUAAAUUAUGGUCAAGUUUACCUGGUUGUUUAGUUGAAAAUGAAUGGAAUAAAGAACGUGAAUUAGCUGCUAUAUCUAUUCAACGAUAUUAUCGUGGUUACUAUGUACGAAAAUAUUUGAAAAAUCAACGAGAUUAUUUAAAACGUGAUAAAGCUGCUAGAAUAAUUCAAUUGAAUUUUCGUAAAUAUUUAUCACGUAUAGAAUGUGCAUCGUCUGGAAAAGGUGUAUCUAACAUAGAUUCAAUAGAGAAUAACUUAAUCAAUAAUAAAAAGUUGGAAAUCACUAUGAAGAAAGUUCUCAAAGAACAUCAAAAAUGGUGUGAAACACAUCAGCAAAGUAUGAGACCAAUCAAUCAAUUAGAAGAUGUCCAUAAAGAGACUCAAGUCAAAAUUGAUCAGUAUCGUCGUAAUUAUCGAGUUAACAGUAUUAAAAGUCAAACUAGACAAGUGACAUUAACAAGAAUGAAGAUCGACGCCGAUUUACUGUUGAAUGAGUUCACUGACGAAGAAAAAGGAGAAAAUGAUAAAGAUAAACAAUUAAAAAAUGGAAUAAAACUCAAGAAAACAACAGCACUAAAUGAAAUAGUUGAUAAACAUAUUGAAAAUUCUGAUAUAACUAAUGCAUUUAGUCAAUUCACUUGUCGAGUUCAACCACUGACACGUUUAGCUCAAAUGGAACAUCAUGAUAAAAUGAUAAGAAUGAAUUUAAACAAAUCAUGGUGGAAUAUAUUCAUGGAUGAAUGGAGAAAGAAACAAGAUGAGUAUAUACUAUCGUAUAAUAAAAAUUGCUCAAAUUUGAUAGAUACCAACGUUACUAAUUUAAAUGUUGAUAAUGAUGAUUUAUCAUGGUUACCUGAUCGAUUUAUUGAAGAAUUGGAGAGUCGGGAUAUUUUUUAGUGACGGUGGAGAAGAUUUGUAGCUCAGGUGGAUGAUUUUGGUGGUGUUUUGUUCUCUGAGCUGUAUGGUUUGGUCGUGGA